ACAGUUCCCACCGCGCCGAGGCCAGAGGAAGAAGGGGCGCCGAGGGCUGACCGGGAGAGCGAGGGUCGCCGCCUGCUCGCCCGCGGAGGUCUAUUCCAGGUGCGAGCGCCAUGCUGCUCUCCGGCUCAGCCAGGAUGGCUGAGGAGGACGUCGACUACUUGUUCAAGAUCAUUCUCAUCGGGGACUCGAACGUGGGGAAGACGUGCGUGGUGCAGCACUUCAAAUCCGGGGUCUACACGGAGUCGCGGCAGAACACCAUCGGGGUGGACUUCACCGUGCGCUCCCUUGAGGUGGACGGCAAGAGAGUGAAGAUGCAGGUGUGGGACACGGCCGGCCAGGAGCGCUUCCGCACCAUCACGCAGAGCUACUACCGCAGCGCGCACGCGGCCAUCAUCGCCUACGACCUCACGCGGCGGGCCACCUUCGAGUCGGUCCCUCACUGGAUCCACGAGAUAGAAAAGUACGGAGCGGCUAACCUGGUCAUCAUGCUGAUCGGAAACAAGUCGGACCAGUGGGAAGAGCGGCACGUGCUGUUUGAGGAGGCCUGCACGCUGGCCGAGAAACACGGCCUCCUCGCCGUACUGGAGACGUCUGCCAAGGAGUCCAGGAACAUAGACGAAGUCUUCGUGCUGAUGGCCAAGGAGCUGAUCGCCCGCAACAGCCUGCACCUGUAUGGGGAGAGCGCCCUGAACGGCCUGCCCCUGGACUCCAGCCCGGUUCUCGUGGCAGCACAGGGGCCCAGUGAAAAGACCCACUGCACCUGCUGAACACGUGCCCAGGCCGUCUCUGGCACGGAGCCCAGAGCCUCCCUCAUCUCCUGAUUGCUCCUUCCCGGAUGAGCAGCACUUUUGCCUGAACUGCCAGCCCAGGCCACAGGCGCCAAGUCUAACCAAAGCGGACA
Molecule: messenger RNA, 901 nt
Organism: Lepus europaeus (European hare)
Lineage: Eukaryota; Metazoa; Chordata; Mammalia; Lagomorpha; Leporidae
Gene: RAB19
Product: RAB19, member RAS oncogene family
Exons: 4
Coding region: 111-767 (218 amino acids)
Cellular component (GO): trans-Golgi network
Molecular function (GO): GTPase activity; GTP binding
Source: RefSeq, a predicted model, not a curated record